UAUUAUUACAGUGCUCUGCACAGAGUAAGCGCUCCCUUAAUACCGUUGAUUGACUACUGGUGUGCCUGUGUCCCCCUUGGAUUAUUUCACAGGAGAUACUUUUUUUUUUAAUGGCAGCACAGAAGCCAGGCUGGGGAUCUAGACUGCAGGACGUCUCCGAUCCCGGCCCCUUUGGCGAUCCAACGGACGAGCUGACCCACCUGCUUCCUGCCCCGCAGCCGGGACUACCAUGCCCGCAGAGGAGUUUGUGGCCGGUUGGAUCUCCGACUCUCUUCCUUCUAGCCCCUCCAGGGUUGACCCCAGGGCCCGAAAGGGGGGCACUGGGGUUGCUUCUGGGACACCCCAUGGACACAGUGAAGGUCCGGUUGCAGACUCAGAACAAAUACCGAGGCAUCGUGGACUGCGUGAUCAAAACUUAUCGCCAUGAGUCGGUGUUGGGCUUCUUCAAGGGUCUGAGCUUCCCGCUGGGAAGCGUGGCCCUGGUCAACGCGGUGCUGUUCGGCGUCUACAGCAACUGCCUGCUGCUGCUCAGCGCCACCGCCCCCCAGCAGCGCAGGGCCCAGCCCCCCGCCUACCAGCACGUCUUCUUCGCCGGCUGCAUCGCGGGGGCCGUGCAGGCCUACUUCCUGGCUCCCGUGGACCUCGUCAAAGUGCGGCUGCAGAACCAGACGGAAGCGCGGGCGGCCGGAGGGGGGGCUCCGCCCCGCUACCGGGGUCCCCUGCACUGCACGGGGGCCAUCCUGCGGGAGGAGGGGCCCCUGGGCCUCUUCCGGGGAGCCUGGGCUUUGGUGCUGCGGGAUACACCCACCUCCGGACUCUACUUCCUCACCUACCAGGGCCUGUGCCGCUGGCUCACCCCUGAGGGCGGGGACCCCGGCCCGGCCACCAUGCUGGUAGCCGGGGGCUGCGCCGGGACGGCCUCCUGGGUCACGGCCACCCCCCUGGACGUGGUGAAAUCCCGCAUGCAGAUGGACGGGCCGGAGCGGCGGGCCUACCGGGGGCUGCUGGACUGCGUGGUGAGGAGCGUCCGCCGGGAUGGGCCGGGGGUCUUCUUCCGGGGGCUGACCCUCAACAGCGCCCGGGCCUUCCCCGUCAACGCCGUCACCUUCUUCAGCUACGAACAGCUGCUGCGGCUCUUGGGCUGAGCCGGGGCCCGCGGGGACGCCGCCGGAUGGGCGACGGAGGCCAGACGGGCAACCGGGGCCGACCGGCCGAUCGUCCUCCGGCCCGGCGCUGCUCCCGGCGGAGCUGCCGCCAACGCCGGCUAGGAGGAUGGUGAUUCUGCCCAGACCCGGAGUCGGGGAUGGAAGGGAGGCCGGAGUUACCGCUAGCUCUCCAGCCUCCGUCCCUCCUCUUGUGAGCCAGCCUGGGCCGUGGGGGCAUUUGGGCUGUGCAACUACUCUCAGCCUCAGAACAAUAAAAUUCCAGCCCAGUGAGGAAACAUGGAGCCCUCCUCCCCCUAUUGGUCUCCCAGAAUCAGACCACUUACAGGGCCCCGGGGCCCUGCCUUUGACCCGGCAACCCUGGCUCACAGCCUCACCUUCCUUCCCCGCUCCCCUGGGUUGCUGGUACAGGUUCAGCUGUUGAGUAUGAUCUUGGGCCCCUCCUCCCUUUUCCCUGGUCGGGGACAGCUGGAGUUGGAGGCCUGGCACCCCCAUGGGUGAUGCUGUCUAGUUCCCAUCUACCCACUCGCCUGGGCAACACAGCACCCCUGACCCCAACUGUGGCCGGGCCUAUCCUCCCAAGCAGCAUCCCCCAGCCUCUUGUCAAGCUGGACCCCUGCUCUUCCUGCCCCCCCGGAAUAAUAAUUUUAUAUUUGUUAAA
Ornithorhynchus anatinus (platypus) is the source of this 1824-nucleotide messenger RNA. RefSeq names its product solute carrier family 25 member 45 (gene SLC25A45). Bases 111 to 1145 code for a protein of 344 amino acids. Gene Ontology annotation, molecular function: transmembrane transporter activity. The transcript is spliced from 8 exons. Gene Ontology annotation, cellular component: mitochondrion. The record is from RefSeq and is a predicted model, not a curated record. NCBI's taxonomy places the organism in Eukaryota, Metazoa, Chordata, Mammalia, Monotremata, Ornithorhynchidae. Gene Ontology annotation, biological process: transmembrane transport.